AAUGAAUCUUCUAAAUGAGAAGAGGCAAACUGCUGAGAAAGACGUUUGUUGUGAAAAAUUUGAUAGUGUUUCAAACGUCUACGAUCAACUUUUACAAACGACAAUCGAGUUGGAGAAAAACUACAGAAAUAAUAAACGACUCUUUGAUACUUUAAAGAGAGAUAGAGAAGAAUUUAAUAAUACUAUUCAAAGUAGCUUUCAAUCAACCUUAAAGCAAUUAUUACAAGUUAGAGAGACUUUGGAAAAGCUAACAUCACAGAUGGAAAAACUUGAUGAAAAUAGCAAAUUGAAUAAUGAAUGUUCUCUUCUACUGGACAAAAAUCUUAUUGAAAUCUUUCAAAAUAUCAUUAACGAGUAUGGAGAGAAAGCUGGAAGUAACAAGAGAAAUCUAGAAGAAGAUGGUAAUUCAUUAAAGAACAAGAUAACAAUGAAGAGCGAAAUAAAUGAUCUUUCGAAUAUAUCAACAAAGGAACGAAUUUGUACUCAUGAUAAAAAAGAUGAAGAGUCAAAAAUCAUUGACUAUCAUUUCACAGAAUUUCCAAAAAUAGAUUUUCAGGGAAAUUUAUCAUACUUAGAAAAGUUUGCUACACCCUUUAAAGAGUCUAAUGAACUGUUUAAAGAAAAAAAAGGACUUAUUAAUCACUUAACAAAGUUAUCUCAAUCAAUUAUUGACUUUUUCAACAAUUACGUUGGAAAGCCGUACAUACGAACAAACUUUCCUAAAAUGAUCUAUAUGUUGCCAAUUACUCAAUAUACUGGAAAUCUAAGAAAUAUAUGGAAUAUACCAAAGAAAGAUUCAUCUGAUUAUCAAGAGAGAAAUUCUAAUACAAUUGAACCAAUAGAUUGUAUUAAAAGUGCAUCGAAAGAUAAGAAUAUAGAUAAUAAUUCGCAAUCAUCGCAAUCAUAUUUUGAGUUACCUCAAAUUACAUCUAACCCAGAUCCAUCCGAUGGAAGAGACAAUGAAUAUUUUGAUGAUCGAAUGUCUAAAAGUUCAGAAAAUUCUGAAACAGUUGAUUUAAUACAAAUUAAUACAUUUUAUAACGAAGAUAUCAGUAUAAGUUUAUAUUUAGAAGAUUCAAUGUAA
Dimorphilus gyrociliatus is the source of this 1084-nucleotide messenger RNA. The record is from the annotation of a GenBank genome assembly. Lineage: Eukaryota; Metazoa; Annelida; Polychaeta; Dinophilidae.